CAGGCUUCCUGUCCAAUCGAAGGAGAGCCCCGUGAAGCGGCAAACAGCUUCAUUGGAUGAUAAAACAAUGUGUCUGAUGUUGACACCCAAUCUACAGAAGUACCAACCGAAGUGAAGAUCCUACAUGUUUGGUUCCUGAGAAUCCCAACAGAACGUGUCCGCUGAGCGAUGAAUAAAACCCUUAAAGCGAAAGGCAGUCAGUGGAUAGAAUGAAUAUUCGUCCUCGUAUUUCUAUGCGCAGGCAAGUGGAUUAAAGAAAAUGAAGCUAUAAAUUUGAUAUUCUGGUAUCGAUAGCGAAAUGCGAAGGCAAACACAAACAUUGCUAGUGGAAAGCGAGAAAAUGUGAAAAGAUGUGUUUAUGUUCAUGAUUGAUCCAAUUUUUCCUUCUUCUUGACGGCGAAUCUGACACGUGAUGACAUUUUGUCAGCAACCUGAAUGUUGCUGGAAAAAACUACCAUUGCUGGAACCAUCCCCUACCGAACACAGUAGGCUAUGUGCAAUGCCUCUGUUGGAGGACGCUCGUCAAAGGAAACGUGGAACUGGUGGAAAAAGCACAGUGAGUGAUUCAAGUAGUAAUGGUGGUGAUAAAGUGCUAAAUAAACCAAAGCUCACCUCGUCUCGAAGCGGAACGGAAAUGGUGAAACGAACAGCAGUGUUGUUGACAGUGGUUACCCUGGUGACGGCAUUUCCAGCCAGCUACGGAAGCUACGCCGACACGGAAGAUUUGAUCAACGAGCUCGACAGACCAAUUCCCAUUACGAUGGUGAGUGGUGUGCUCGGCAAGCAGGCAAGCCUUCCGUGUGACAUCCGACCAUUGGAGCGAGACGAUGCUGUCUACAUGGUGCUAUGGUUCAAGGAGGAAGACAACGAACCACUUUACAACUUCGACAUCCGAGGUCGUCAGAUUGCCCAAGCGCGGUUAUUCUCGUCGGAGAAAUAUUUUGGCAAGCGGGCAUUCUUCCGGGCGACGAGCCAUCCGGCGCAGCUGUUAGUGGACGACCUAAAACUCUCCGAUGAAGGGGUUUACCGGUGCCGUGUGGAUUUUCGCAACUCGCCCACCCGAAAUGUUAAAAUUAACUUCACAGUUGUAGUUCCGCCGGAUCGGCCUGUUAUCUACGACGCCAGGCGACGGGAGAAGACCAACACUGUUGAACCGUACAGCGAAGGCAGCGAUAUACAGCUGGUUUGUGAGGUGAAAGGAGGACGACCCCGACCGAAUGUGACAUGGUACCUGGACAACAUGGUGAUAGACGAAUCGUACGAAACGCGUCCGGACGGUACGACAGUCAAUCAUCUCUCAUAUCCGAACAUUGGGCGGCAACAUCUGGACGCUCGAUUGAUGUGCGUGGCUAGCAACACCAAUCUGACGCCUCCGAAUAACAAGGUUGUGGUGCUGGACGUUAAUCUGAAACCGGUUGCCGUACACAUCAUGGUGAAGGAGAAAUUUGUGUCUGCUGACAAGCAUUAUGACAUCGAAUGUAAAAGUUCUGGGUCCAGACCAGCUGCAACCAUUACCUGGCAUAAAGGAGGAGACAAAAUUGUUAAAUCCAGCAAAAAUUUCGCCGAAACGGGAAAUCAAUCGCUGAGCGUCCUGUCGUUCACACCGAAGGUAGAUGACGAUGGGAAAUAUUUGACCUGCCGAGCGGAAAACACCCUCAUCCCCAACAGUGGCAUCGAAGACAAGUGGAGGCUCGUGGUGCAUUAUACGCCAAUUGUUACGCUAAAAAUGGGAUCAUCGUUAAACCCAGACGACAUCAAGGAGGGUGAUGAUAUAUACUUCGACUGCCACAUACAGUCGAAUCCGAAACCGUACAAGCUGGCGUGGUAUCAUAAUGGUAAUGAACUCCACCACAACGUCACAGCCGGUAUCAUAUUAUCAGACCACUCGUUAGCACUGCAAGGCGUUUCUCGAAACCUGGCUGGUGAAUAUACUUGUAAAGCAGCCAACACCGAAGGUCGGGGAACCAGCAAUCAAGUUGAACUGCGUGUACGAUAUGCACCCGUUUGCGCAACGGACCGUGAAGAACUGCUCGGUGCACUCAAGCACGAAACACUGCAGCUCAAGUGCGAGGUGGAUGCAUCUCCCCCGGCAGAGUCCUUUCAUUGGACGUUCAACUCAUCCGGUGAGCAAACAGAGCUACCGGCCCGGCUCCAUUCCAGCGAGACCGGCUUAUCACGGCUUAAUUACACACCGACAUCGGACCUUGACUACGGAACGAUAUCCUGCUGGGGACGGAAUGCCAUCGGAGUACAAAAAACACCCUGUGUGUUUCAAGUGGUAGCAGCAGGGCGACCUUUUGCACUUCAAAACUGCACGAUAUCCAACCAGUCUUCCGACUCGCUACACAUCGAAUGCAUCGAAGGAUUCGACGGUGGCCUGCCACAAAUGUUUCUGCUGGAACUAGUGGAAGUGCCAACUCUCAAGCUAGUGAGGAACCUCAGUUUGCAGCAUCCUCCGGUGCAAUUUUUCUUAGAUAAUCUAGAGCCGGGCACCUCGUACCGUAUCAUCCUGUUUGCGGCAAAUGCAAAAGGUCGUUCCGAACCGGUGAUAGUGGAUGAUAUCACCUUCAAGGGAGUGGCCAAGUAUACUGGUGUAUCCAACGUUAUGAAUGUUCCUUUAUCGCCAGUAUUAGCCGCAUUAACACUUACGGUAGCGAUUCUGUUUGCCGUAGUCUGCAUCGUGCUGGUCACCAUAUAUCGACGACAUGCUAGCAAGAAUUCCUCCAAGAAGCUAAAGUCUGCCAAAAACGCACAUCUCACCUCGACCCCGAUAGACUGCCAAAUUGAUUCAUCUGCACACCAUCAUCACCACCAUCAUCAUCAGACCCAUGACCCCAAUGGUAUCCAGACGCCACUGGUGGACGGAAGUGGGACUCUCGGGCGACGAAGUCCACAAAUGCCGGGAGAACCACCGGAUGGGGAUGAAACUGAUCCGGACGUUAUACCCAAUCAGUACGAGCGAAGACCACCAAAAACCACUCUUCCGACGCCUUUAUUUCGGAGUCCUUCAGCGCGUCUCAUUCACCGAAACGGCGGUGAGCACUUGCUCCACGAUGAGGAGCGCCAUUGUGAUGGAUCCAGUCUGGCUUCGCUGACCGGAUCGAACAAUGAAGUACAUCAUUAUUCGUUUAAGCCUAGCAAACAAAUUAGUUAUGCGACCCUCGGUCGAGCAAACAAUAGCAGUAGCUCAGUGCAGUCGACGCUAAGCCCCCUUAGUCAUCAGCCUUCGGCCACGAGUACAACGCUGCCACUGCCGUCGAUUGUGGGUGGCGUCGGCGUCGGAGUGAGCAACCUUCUUAGCAGCCCAGCGUCCCAAUCGCUUGUCACGUCCACACUCAAUGAGUACCGGUUUCGACCGGAAGUGGUUACGACAUCGAACCGAAUACAGGAAAGUUGUAUAUAAUAUUUUAUAAGGUGUAUAGUCGUACUUUGCUAGGUGUUUGCGGUACUUGUGGAUGCGUUCUUCUUCCCUAUAGGUUUGCAAAAUCAUGUUUACGUUCGCAUUGGGAAUGAAAGUCAAAAUUGUACGCUUGAGCGGAAACAGCGGAUAUUGAACGAACGUGUACCGAAGUGUGCUGAGGAUGGUGUAAGCAAAUAAUACUCGAAUUUUAUUUUAAGUGGAUCUGUACAAGGAAAUGAAGCUAUUGAAUUAUUAUGUACAAAACGAUUUUAGAAGCAUGUCCUGGCGAAUCUCUGGUGGAUGAAAGGAGGUGCAAGUGAAACUUAUGAAGUUUUAUCGGAAAUUUUUAUUAGCAAAUUUUUCGUAUAGAGUGGUGACCGACAUUUGUAAACUACUAGAAACUAGUACAGUAUUAGAGAGAAAGAUUGAUUUUAAAGUUCUAAAUUUCUGACUGUUUUCCCGAAAUAGAAAAUAUCUUCUAAAUACCUGCGCUAAGAAAAAAAAUCUUGACAUGAACAAAACACGAAACGAAUAAAAGGUUUGAGAAAAUGCGUUACUGACUGGACAAUAACCGCACACUACUUGGAUGGGUAAAUGGAGAAUCGGAAACGAAAAAUAAUAUCUUGAACAUAUGUGAACGAAAUUCUGAGCAAGGGAUGUACGACUGAAUCAUAUCUUUUUUUCUCAUGGGUGAACAAUUUCCCAGAGCAGCUCAUUGAGCACAAAUAAAAAAAAAAUAAGAUGGAAAACAACCACCAAAAACUAUUUUAAGUCGCCGAAGCGAGGUAGAAUAUCAAGCAAUUCCGAUAGGCAUCCAGAGUCUCUUAUAGAUAGUGUUGGUUUUACAGCAAUGACUGCGUCAAAAAGUAAUGUGUGCUAUUUAGAGAACAGAAAAUGCUAGAAUAAUUUUGUAAGAGAAAUUUGAACACGACACAAACGAAUAUAUUGGUAAAGUGAAUGUAAAAAAUGACGAUGUCAAGAAUACUGUAAACUCCAUUGAAAAAAGUCAGGAAAUGGACGUUGAAUGAAUCAAUAAACAAAUUUUAUCAAA
Molecule: messenger RNA, 4451 nt
Organism: Aedes aegypti (yellow fever mosquito)
Lineage: Eukaryota; Metazoa; Arthropoda; Insecta; Diptera; Culicidae
Product: hemicentin-1
Exons: 17
Coding region: 413-3403 (996 amino acids)
Molecular function (GO): protein binding
Source: RefSeq, a predicted model, not a curated record